Halichondria panicea is the source of this 5419-nucleotide messenger RNA. RefSeq lists its product as uncharacterized. Gene Ontology annotation, biological process: regulation of dendrite morphogenesis; protein polyubiquitination. Gene Ontology annotation, molecular function: ubiquitin protein ligase activity; protein binding. The record is from RefSeq and is a predicted model, not a curated record. The transcript is spliced from 20 exons. Gene Ontology annotation, cellular component: cytoplasm. Lineage: Eukaryota; Metazoa; Porifera; Demospongiae; Suberitida; Halichondriidae. Bases 360 to 5246 code for a protein of 1628 amino acids.
UGGUGCCACGCCUACACAUGGCGACAUUAUCCUGUAUCUCUGCGUCCCUGAGUACAAGUCUGAGUUUUGGUCGCAUGUACAGUAUAUCUAGAGAAGGCCAAGGAGCAUUAAUUCACGACACAAAGCGAUAUCAACAAUCAGUAAAGAGGACAACUCAGAGUAUUGUCAAGACAGUGUGUACAGUACAGAGGGAGGCUCUUGAGAGCCUCGAUUAUCUCCAUUUGGAGUUGAGUAAUUUGGAUAUAUUUGCUGGUUCGCCCACUGCAACACUUCAAUAGAGCCCACUAAAGCGUGUGACUUAGAGCUGGUAUAAAUCGUGUACUGAUAUAUACACAGGAAACCUGGCAUUAAGGAUAACAAUGGCUGAGUCUCCAGUAGUGAUGGAUCCAGCCUUUGCUCUACCCGAUACCAAACCCAUAUCUAAUGGCUACACUGCCGCUGGGUCACAUGACUCUCACAUGAACAUCUCAACAGCCAAUGGAAUCGCUCAAAACUCACCCGAUCAUUUUGAUAUAUUUGAAGACAGUUUUGUAAAUUUUUCCAAUAAUGGCCCAGCAAUUAUUUACCAAGAAAACGACGACAAUUUUGUCGAUGAAUUGGAACUGGAAAGAAUCAGACACUUGAGUACAAUAGUCGAAGGACCGGCCGAAAAUUCCAAUUCCAAUUCCGAUAGUGAUGAUGAUUAUAUACGAUUGAACGAAGUGUCUUUAUUGAAUAGACAAACUCAGAAUCUUGAUGAGAGUGAUAAUUUGCCGUCUAUUCAAGAGGACGUACAAGUCGCACAGUCAGCAUUUCUUCCUGAUCCUGAGUCCACUAAUACUGUGCCAUACUGUGAGGAAACUGAUCAAGGGCUGCCUCCUCGAGAUGUCUCAGUAGUUCGACCGCUCAAUGAUUACGUGGAGGUGUGUUUAAAUGCACCUGGGGCCACCUCUCCUCUGACGUUAUCAGCUCCCUCCAGCCCAACUCACGAUUAUGACGAAGUAGAAACGUUCCAUCGAUCAACCGCCUCCCCAACUAUUCAAAUAAACUCGCACGAACUGGAUAUUGUAGACCCCUCUCCUGUAGCUACACAAGACCUUCCCCCCACUUGCAAAGCGGACACACACGAGGUUACUUUGUUAGAUAAACCAUUGCUAGCUAGGGAAGACGCUGCUCCCACCCCAAAUGGCUUCCUAGCCAUGCUGGAUGAUGUGUUGGCUUCCCCACCAGUACUUAAUGGUGACCGCCAGGGGCAGGAGAAUGAUGGAGGCAUAAUGCAGCAGGGGACGUUGGGGUUGUCUUUCCCUGGAGAAUGGCCAUCACAUGAUGAUCAGGCUGCAAUGGAUGCAUUCAACAUGGAAGGUAAUGAUCUCUUCGUUCUCCCAAACUUCCUUCCACCCGUUACACAUGUCGACAACUCAUGCUUCACCGGACAGCCUGUCUGCCUCGACACACCGUCAUCAUCCCAAUACCUGAGAUCCAAUUCCGGGUCCAGCAGUGAAUAUGUUUGCAUCUCAGACGUUAUCGAGCUACCUAAUAGAGAACGGAAUGCGGACACUGCGCAUGGGAAUCAGACUAUGACCGAGAAUGCUGUUAAUACUGAAGCACUGCAAUCGUCUGGCAAACCAGCAAGCCCUGUUGUUCCGUCUCAUCAACAAGAUAUGCCCACCACCAGCCCUAAGCGUGCAGCCAACGCAGACGUCAUCACAGUUGCCAACUUGCAGACCACACCCACACAGGAAGUGAGUGAAAACCCACACAAUGCGUCAUCCAAUCUCGACACAGGUGUGCGGCGUGUAUCCCGCCCACUUGUCCACACCCUCUCCUCCCCCGAAGGAAGUCCUGUUGUACGCCGUCGUCAGUUUGGGGAAAGUCCCCUAGCACGACGUAAAAACAUCACAAGUAGCCCGGUACAUCAAAGAGGAGAUCUCGGUGUACUGCAACCGCUCUCGCCCGAGCACGGUCUCCAAUUAAACGAUCAGUACAAUAUUCUGCGACGGACUCUCUCGCAUAGUCAUCGUAGAUAUUCUACGAGACGUCGUCCCAAUCGAAAGGGGCGUGGUCAGGCGGAGGGGGAGGCUAGUGGAGGCGGUGGUGGGGGUGAGAUGGAUAGCUCUAUAGCACAGUCCGUGGACGUGAGUCCUCCAGAGCAGCAAAGAUGGAGGGAUAUUCUGAUCAGCAACGAGGUCUCUCCAACUACUAGGAGGAGUGAAGGCUAUGAGACUCAUGUGGAUCAUCACGGCCGUACCUAUGUCAUGGAUCACCGCACACGCACCAUCGCUUUUGACGGACAGAGGCGACGCACACGGCACGGUACAACAGAGACGACCUCUGACCUCGAUGCACGGAGGCAGAUGCUCGACAGAAGGUAUCAAAGCCUUAACCGCAGUUUCCGUCGUAACGAGCGACCUGCUCCUCCAUCACGUCGCAGUCAACGAGCAGGGUUAUCCCCCUCCGUCUCCAAUACCCUCGAGGACAGCAAUAUGUCCCUCACCCUCACUAGAGAGGAAGCGGACGCCAUGUUAAGACGAGGGUCUAACGCAACGGCAGGAACGCCUUCUUCGUCCAGAAGUAAGUCCAAGAAAAAACGCAACAGCUCCGGUUCUGGUUCUGGACGACGAUGGCCGUUUAGUCGGAAGAGCAGUAAAUCUAUUUCUCAGCAAGGCACUUUGAAUGCUAGCGAUGAUAUUCUCGUUGUUAGCCCUUCUCCAAUUGGAGGGGAUCUGGAGUUUAGUGUUCCUGAUCCUUCGUCGCAAAUAAGAUCUUCAGUUUCGCCUCAGCGAUCGACUUCCGGUAGUGUGGAUUCGGAGAGUUCCCUAACGAGGAGCUCGGGGGUUAAUGUUGACGAUCGUGUAGGCGUGUCUAGUGAGCAAGGGGUUAUUCGUCGUGAAUCGGGCAAUGUGGUGACUGAAACGCAACAAGGAGACUCGGAGAUUACCGAGUUAGGUGCUCGACACAUGUCUCCUGAGAUAUCGGACCUUAAUCGGCAAGACUCCAUUGUACGCUCUAGCUGGUUGUCAGGGGCUGACCGAACAGCUGCCCAGGUUGCUAGGAGACGCGCCAACUCUAGAGUCAGUCAGAGUCAGGACAGCGAGGAGUCUGCCAUUGAAGUGUCCGAGCCCCACACACCGGCUUCUCCUCUGAGCCCAGCCUCUCUUCUGAGCUCGGUGGACAUUGUCGUGGAAGAUGAGGAAGAUGAGGUGAAGGAGAAGGAGAGUGAACUAAGCAAGGCUCUCACUUACUGUCCUGCUCUCAAGUUUGUCACUCGGAAGGACCUCUUCUCGUUUCUUAGCUCGGCUGGGGAAGCUGGCAAGAUGUUCAUAGCCAGCCGAGCACUGAUGGAGCUCGUGCAGAGGAUUAGAUCUGACAACAUCCUUCUUGAGAAGUACCAGCACAGUCGGCACUUGGUGAAUGCUCUGAACAGGUUUGCAGAUCAAGAAGCUGACCUUCCAGAGGGGUGGGAGAAGAAACUGAACCAGCAGGGGAAGGUGUUCUUCAUUGACCACGAGCACAAGAUCACAACCUUUAUUGACCCCCGCCUCCCGCUACCUAACACAGUGUUCACCUACAACACACGUGCUGCCAGUGCUAGCAUCUCCGCUACACGUCGUUCUGCUUUGUUUGACGAACAGGAAAUCAGACCGCAUCACGUGACUACAGUGUCUACUUCCUCCUCGGCUGGUGAACUAACUCCACCCACUUUGAAUGAGUCCACACCCGCUCGUGAUGAAACCACACCCACCCCAUCAGAGGCGGACGGACCGGCUAGCGGUGGUCCUGAGACCUCCAGUGGGCCUCCUACGUACCAAACACAAGUGGUUGCGUUCUUCCGUCGAGCUGAUGUAGUGGACGUGAUCAACGGUCGCUAUCAACGAGGGGUGCGGCCUCAGUUCAGGAACAUCAUAGAGGAAGUGAGACUACUCGGAGUGCCAGCACUUGAGAGGAUUCAGGUGUCGGGCAGUAUUGCAGCUUAUGAGCUGGCUCUGGUACUGAGUUUGUUUGAGGAAGAUAUUGCGAGGAUACAGCUGACUGCUCAGAACACAAUAACUACCCCAGCCGUCGUAGUGACCACCGCUCAGCCCUCCCCGACAACUAACUCCAAGAACACUCUUCAGAGGAAGAAGGAAGCGUUCUCCACCAAGCUACAGCACUUCAAGAUCAUGAUGGUGAGGUUGGGUUUUGCUCAAGGCUCUCGGCUAAAGUUCAACAUCCGUCGCGACCACCUCCUAGAGGACGCGUAUGAGCACGUCAUGAAGUCUGACAUCAAACAGCUGCAGAUAAAGAGACUCAACAUUUCCUUCAAGGGAGAGGACGGUCUCGAUUACGGAGGCCCAAGCAGAGAGUUCUUCUUUCUUCUCUCCCGGGAAAUCUUCAAUCCUUAUUACGGUCUGUUUGAGUACUCGGCUAACGAUACGUAUACGGUUCAAGUGAAUCCCACCUCCGAGUUCCUCCAGAACAGCGUAGACUGGUUCCGGUUCGCUGGACGCGUGAUGGGGCUCGUCAUAGUGCAAGGAUUUCUAUUGGACGCCUUCUUUACACGGACAUUCUACAAGGCGCUAUUGUCAAGACCCCCCAUCCUGAAGGACCUUGAGGCUUUGGAGCCUGCCUUCUACAACAGUCUAUUAUGGAUACGGGAGAACGACCCGGAACCUCUGGACCUCACCUUCACCAUCGAGGAGGAAGCAUUUGGUGAACUUCGAACCCACGAGCUAAAGGAGGGUGGGCUGGACCUCCUCGUUACCGAUGACAACAAAGAGUUAUAUAUCACGCUCAUGCUCAAGUGGCGUCUGGACAGGGGCGUGGCCAAACAGAUGGAGGUACUAAAGAAGGGUUUCGCUGAAGUGAUGCCUCCCCACCUCCUGGUUGACUUUGAUGCCAGUGAGCUGGAGUUCAUCACAGCUGGCACUGUGGAAAUUGACGUGGAGGAUUGGAAGACACACACUGAGUACAGGAACGGCUACCACGCGGCUCACCCUGUGAUCAUGUGGUUCUGGAAGGCCAUUGAGAAGUUCACUAACGAGCAACGACUCCGACUGCUCCAGUUCGUGACUGGUACCUCUAGCGUACCCUUUGAGGGCUUCAAGGCUCUACGUGGGAGUAACGGACCCAAGAGGUUCACUGUGGACUACUUCAAUGAUGCCAACGCCUUCCCAAGGACUCACACCUGCUUUAACAGGAUUGACCUCCCUCCGUACGGAACAUACGACACUCUUUACGACAAGCUGUUAUUCGCUGUCCAAGAAGGCGGUGGAUUUGGAAUGGAAUAAGACAUGUGCACUAUAAAAACUACAUGUACACUUUUACUAGUCUUGCAAUUUUGUGUGUGUUUGUGUCAUUUAAAUUUAAAUUUUAUUUUGAAUUCACACCUGUAUCUACGCUAUGUGUGAAUAUUAUGUACAUUAUUAUUUGGAUGAAAUUAAUUUGAAUUGGCUGAUUGGAA